CCGGAUCCAUAUGGUGACCGCCUAGUUUGCCUUUUACGUAGGAACAGCUCUGGGAAGAGUGAUCAGAAGAAUGAUCCACAGCGCCUGCUUCGUUACACAGACCUGACUUAAACACCUACAUGACCUGACGGAUACAGAAAUGAAAUUGGUCUGCAAGUCGCUUCUUUUUGGUUCGUGUUUUCUGUCCGUUUUUUGCUCGUGGGCGAUUCCCAGAUUAACGUUGCGACAAGAUGAUUUGCGUCACCAGCUAAUCUAUAACAAAAAUGUAAGCCAUACAGUCUUCUGCCUUCGAAAUGGAUCCGAGAACUUGCUCUUGGGGAAACUAAACUCUGUGCUAGAGGUGAACGAUGAUGGUGUAGUAGAGACCUUCACCCUGACAGAUAAUGAAGGUGACUUUUGUGAUCGGAGUUCUUGUGAAAAUGUCAUAACUGUAAUAGAAGAACUCCAGGAUUGGAUUUUUGUUUGUGGGACAAAUGGAAAACAACCAAGGUGCUGGAAGCUGGACCCAAGAAAAAACAAUCGCUCUAGUUUGGUUGUGGAAAUCAUUGAUGGCAGUGGCAUCUCACCUUACACAGACUCACAAAACUCUCUGUCUCUUGUAGUAGAUGGAGACCUUUAUGCUGCAGCUCCACUUUACCUGGAGGGAACGUCACUACAGUUCCGCAGGCAAGCUGGCAACCAAAACAAAUUAUGGAUGUAUGAUCCAUGGAUUACAGAACCAACAUUUAUCUCAGCUUUUGUGGCCAGCAGACCUGAGGACCCAAUGAAUGAGAAAAUUUAUGUUCUCUUUCGAGAGAAAAACUCAGACAACAGUCCAGAAGCUGACCCCUGGAUCUCUAGAGUGGCCAGAGUAUGCAAGGUUGACAAAGGAGGGCCUAAGAUAUUAUUACAAUAUAUUUGGACAUCUUUCCUGAAGGCACGUCUUGUGUGUGCGAUUCGUGGAGAGUCGCUGUACUUUAACCGUCUGCAGGACAUCUUUGUGCUGCACUCUGAUGACUGGAAGAAAUCUCGGGUCUAUGCUCUUUUCUCAAGCAGCUGGAACGCCACGGCUGUUUGCGUAUAUUCCUUAGCUGAGCUUGAUGAUGUUUUUGAGAAUUCCAGCUUUAAAGAAUACAAUGAAGAGAUUCCCAACCCAAGGCCAGGAACUUGUGUGAUGGACAGUAGGUCUCUGCCCAUCCCUACUCUCCGUAUUGUUAGAAACCAUCCAGAGAUGACUGACUGGGUCCAUCCCAUACAGAAACGUGAUCCUUUGUACAUCAGCAAUAACAAUUAUACCAAGAUUGCAGUGGACAAAGUGCAGGCUUCAGAUAAAAACUUUUACAGUGUGUUGCUGCUUGCCACAGACACUGGAACGAUCCACAAGAUACUGGAGCAUGAUUCGAAAGCCUUUAUCAUUUCUGAGACAAGUCUUUGCAAUGGCUCUGCUCCUGUUCUGUCUAUGAAACUACACUCUGAAAAGAGAAAGCUGUUUGUUGGAUAUCCUGGGCAAAUGUCUGUCCUAGACCUGCGGAGGUGCCAGGACUAUAAUACAUCCUGUGAAGACUGUGUUCUUGCCAGGGACCCAUACUGUGCUUGGACUGAAAAUGGAUGCACCUCAAACAUUACAGGGGGAAUUCAAAAUAUUGCCACUGGUGAGCCACAUAUAUGUUCCAUAAAUUCAGCUCCAAAAAGACUCAAGCGGGAUGUACCAUCUUCAUUUCCAAACCCUCCAUUAGUGCACACUGUGCCCAAGGGUUUCCCUUUUUACCUUUCCUGUCCAAUUGACUCCCACCAUGCCACCUAUAGCUGGGAGCACAGACAUGAAAGCAAACCAUGCCAGAGGACUCAGUCUGACUGCCUCUAUCUAAUACCAGCUGUCAGUGAACACGACUAUGGAACGUACAGCUGUGUGUCAAGGGAGCGUAACUACAACAAAAUGGUUAAAGUAUAUGAACUGCAUGGUCCCUCUGAGCCACGGACCCCAAACAAAGCCUUCAAACUCACAGCUCAGAAAGUAAGAAUGUUGGCUGCAUUCACUGCACUUCUUUUCAGUAUACACUAAUCUGUCUAAAGAGCAGUAUGUCUGCUUCUCUCCUUAAGCUUCUUUCCCUCUUUGUCCUAUUUAGUGAUGCAAUAUGUCAGAGGUUGCCAGGGAAAGCAAGCCUGUGUAAAAAGAAUGGAACCCAGACAAAAGUGUACAUCAGUGGGUGUGAUGAGUCAGGGUAAUACCAGUCACACAGAAAGAAACCCAGUCAAGUGGGUUACUUUCUGUGACAGCUAGGACUUAUCCUGUAUUAAGGCUACCCACUGAACCAUGUUUCAAAGUAAGCAAUGAAACAGCUCAAAAUCAGGUGUGGUCUAACCUAAUAUAACAGGGACAUUAGAGCACAGUGAGAUCAUUUAGUAUGGAAAAGUCUAAAAACAUUUCCCUUAUAUGUUUUGAUUAAUGCUUUCUCUGGGGAAAAAUAGUAAUUUAUUCACUCGGUGGUACCUCAGCCAGGCCUAACGGUAACCAACUUUUUUGGUAUAAUGUCUUUCACAGUGUUUAUAAUUUAAAAAAAAGAAGGUUUUAAGCCAUCAUACCUCUAACUGGCCUCAAAAUUGCUACUAACUAGAUUUAUACAUUUGAAAAAAAUUAUUGUCAUUUUGGGGGAAGAAAAAGAAACAGGAAACACAAUAAUAACACCACUGAAGCUAUUAUUGUCGAUAUUUAUGGUGAUUGGGUUUUACAGACAUAGACAAUGCUACAGUAAAGCUAAGAAUCUGGUUUGUUGAGGGGUCUUUAAUCACAAUUGCAGAGUGUGUGUGGAUAGAGUAGGAAAAACAGUAGGUUACAAGUGGUUAUGAGUAGCUUUAUUAUGUAUUGUAUUGAAUUUGUUGAUGUCAUUGACAGAAUAGAGGCUUAAUGCAAGUUAGAUAAUUAUAAAUUAGAGAUUUAUCAUUUCUAUCAUGUUUGAACAGAUGUAAAGCUUUCUGAAUCUAAACAGCUUUAGACAAGACUUUAUUCUUUAUUCUUAGUCCAUGCAUUGUAUGUGUUUAUCAAUCUCAUAUUGAACAUUAAUGAUUUUCACUAAACAGAAAUGACGAUGGCAUGCACUUCAUGUUCCCCUCCGGACCCCAGUAGGAUUUUUGGGUCCUAUAACACUGGAAUGUACUUUUAUUUAGUCCCUUGGACAGUUUUUCUUCUCCUGGACAAUUUUCAUGUCCUUGAGUCCCCUUUGGGCCCCAUCUCUAUUAAGGACCCUUGGCCUUAUGCUCAUCUUUCUCUUAAUUUUCUUAAGGCAUCCUUGAGUGCCCCUAAUGCAUCUGUAGCAUUCUUGCUUGGUACAAGGGUUUAGCACAUCAUAAGGUUUUAAAUAGCACACUACAUCUUAAGUGUGGACUUACGGAUUAUAAAGAACAGUGUAGCAGAGGGUGUGAGGUGUUAAACAACAUAGAUCAGUGCUGGAGAUAUACUUCCUUCUGUUGAUAAUAACUAGAAAGUUAGAUCCAUCAUGUGAUGUGAUUUGGGCUGUAACUGAUAUGGGAGAUAAUGUGUUGGUGUAAGUGAACCAUGUGGACGGCCUGAUGUAAUUGGACAAUCAUGACUGCAUGAUUUAUUUUUGCAUGGACAGGAAGUAGGUAGCACCCUUCUGGGCUCUGUUGACAGGUCAGGAUUGUGAAGGAACAUAAAGGAUGUGGUGUGGUGGCUAGAAAACAAUAAUUCAGUUAAUAUUAUUGCUGUGGACCCACUGUUAGUACAACAGAGCUGUACAUAUUAAUAACUAAUCAACUGGGGACUGAAUGAUGCUUGUGUGUUUGUCGUUUAUUAUUAUUAUUAUUAUUAUUAUUAUUAUUAUUAUUAUUAUUAUUAUUACUAAGACACGAUUUUUAUUUAUUUUUUAUUUAUUUUCCAAAAGUCAUUUAUUACUAUUUAUCAAAAGUAAACUUAAGUAUAUAUUUUAGGACUAUUUUUUUAGACUUUCCUAUAAAAGAUAUACUUUGAAACUUGUGUCCUGGUCCCUGAAUGAAUAAAAGACUGAAUUAUUA
Ictalurus punctatus (channel catfish) is the source of this 4008-nucleotide messenger RNA. It is a transcript of the gene sema7a, whose product is annotated as semaphorin 7A. The record is from RefSeq and is a predicted model, not a curated record. Gene Ontology annotation, molecular function: integrin binding; chemorepellent activity; semaphorin receptor binding. Gene Ontology annotation, biological process: positive regulation of axon extension; axon guidance; negative chemotaxis. The transcript is spliced from 14 exons. Bases 140 to 2041 code for a protein of 633 amino acids. NCBI's taxonomy places the organism in Eukaryota, Metazoa, Chordata, Actinopteri, Siluriformes, Ictaluridae.